GCCGCUGUCCGCACGCCGGUGCUGAUCCACGCAGAGGCCGCGCGUCGCCCCGGUGCGCUUCCGCGGCCGAAGCGAAGAUCGAGGCACCGAAAGCCCGUAGCCUGGUAGAAGGGCCAGGGCGGCGCCAAGUCCGGCCGAGUACGGCCCGCGAUGCCUCUCGAAGCCGGCACGCUCGCCGCCUCCGUGAAGCAGCCAGGCCCCGGGGCCGCCGAGCUCUGAGGCCGCGCUCGUGCCAUGGCCGCCCGGGGAGGACCGGGCCCCGGCUCCCGGCACCGCGCGCUCUGCGGGCUGCUGCUGCUCUGCCUCUGGCUGCCCGGCGGCCGGCCCGGGGAGCCCGCCGCUCCGUCGUCCGGGGUGGAUAGGCUGCUUCAGGACUUUCGCCGGCAACUACAGCGGGCACGGCCUCGCGAGGAGCUGGAACCGGAGCUGCUGGGCGGCCCGCGGGAGGAUUGCCCGGGUGCGGGCGGUACGGCGGUCUACCGGGCGGUGCCCGACACCAUCAUCCGCCCGCAGGACUCCAUCGCGGCGGGAGCCAGCUUCCUGCGCGCGCCCGGGACCGUGCGCGGCUGGCGGCAGUGCGUGGCGGCCUGCUGCUCCGAGCCGAGCUGCUCGGUGGCGGUGGUGCAGCUGCCCCGGGGGCCCAGCGUGCCCGCACCCAUGCCCGCGCCCCGCUGCUACUUGUUCCACUGCACGGCGCGUGGCCGCAGUGUCUGCAAGUUCGCGCCACUCCACGGGUUCCGCACUUACACCCUCAGUCGCGCCGGGGACGCCGCCGGGUUCUCUGCCGGGCCAGGUGAGGACGAGCCUCCAGUCAGCAGGGCUGGGAAGGAUGUGGUUUUACAGCUGCCCACAGACGGGGUAGUUCUAGACGGCCGAGAAAGCACAGAUGACCACACCAUCGUCCUUUAUGAGUGGACGCUGCAGCAGGGUGACCCGUCGUCAGUGGACAUGAAGGUGCCUCAGCCAGGAACCCUGAGGCUGUCCCGCCUGAAGGAAGGAGCGUACGUCUUCCAGCUGACUGUGACUGACUCUGUGGGUCAGAGAAGCUCCAACAACGUGUCUGUGACUGUGCUUCCCCGGCUCUAUUCCACGGGAGAUGAGGGAUGCUCCAGUGCUUGUUCCCGCUACCAUUUCUUCUGUGACAGUGGCUGCUGCAUUGACAUCGCCUUGGCUUGUGAUGGUGUGAGGCAUUGUCCAGACGGGUCUGAUGAAGCCUUCUGUCAAAACUUGUCUCUUGACCGCAAGUGGGUGACACACACAGUGGCUACUUCUGCCCAGCCAGGAGUCACGGGAUUAAGUGAAGGUGAAGGAGACCCCAGGUCGGGGUCCCAGAGAGCCACUACCCACAGGCAGCCGGCUCCUGCAUCCCACACAGAGAAGAGGAUACACUCCACCCAGAAGGCGCCGGAGAGUCAGAUCCAUCCUGUCCAGCCAGACAGUAAUUCCUCAGGAAAGAACCAAGAAGAAGGAAAUUACUUUCUCAAGUCCAAGAGUGGCAAAGCGCGAGCGGAGCACCCUGCCCCGGAAGCAGGUGCGGUGCUACCUCUGGCGUUAGGUCUGGCCAUCACUGCUUUGUUACUUAUCAUGGUGACAUGCCGACUCCGACUGGUGAAGCAGAAACUUAAGAAAGCCCGUCCCAUUACAUCUGAGGAAUCUGACUACCUCAUCAAUGGGAUGUAUCUGUGACAAAGUUAUUUAAGCAGCUGGGGACAAGGAUGGGCGUCACGUACAGUCUGUUCUUUGGGUUCUAUCAUUGAGACGUUUUUAAACUGUCCUAGAAGACACUGCAGACACAAGCCUUGAUUUAUCAUGAAAUCACUUCCCUGGGAAUGUACGAUGUCUUCAAAGUUAGAGAAGCAUUCAUGAGAUUGAAGCUUGUUUGCUGAGGCAGAAAGUCAGCGUGUCACAAGGUGACAGAUGGAGUCCUGCCUUUCCUUUGUGAGGUGCCAAUUGCUGGUCCCUAGCAGUUUCCCUUGUCUCUCCACUGAGUUCUCAUGAGCUCUACUUUCUUUUCCUCUGACAAAUACCUCUGAAAAAAAGAUCUUAAGUGAAUUUACACUCAGUGAGAUGUUACCAAUGGCAGGUCUGUCUGUGUUAUAAGCAUUCUGGGCUGGGCAGUGGUGGCGCACGCCUGUAAUCCCAGCACUUGGGAGCCAGAGGCAGGUAGAUUUCUGAGUUUGAGGUCAGCCUGGUCUACAGAGUGAGUUCCAAUACAGCCAGGGCUACACAGAGAAACCCUGUCUCAAAAAACCAAAAAUCAAAACAAAAAGCAUUCUGAGUAGAUCAGUGAUGUCCCGUCCCACCCCACCCCACCCUAAGCUUGUGAUAUCAGACCAUGGUGGUAGCUGCCACAUCUGGCUGACCUUGGAAGAAUCCCUAUUGUUUAGGGGCAACUGUAGGUGGUUAUGAAGUGAGCGCUGACAGCAGAGAAGGGCCUGGUAGGGAACAGCAUCCCAGCAGUGGGCUGCGUGAGGACAAUCCACUCAAACCGCUUCCUGGAACGGGGCGGUGCGGCUGCUUUACAUAUGACUGGUUUUCAAUACAAGCCUUUCUGAUGAAACGUGCAAUUAUCAAUCCAAGCAGUGAUGUCUGGGUGUUUGUGAAAAGGUUGCCGUGCCCAGGUAUCACAGGCUUUUCAAUGGAAUGAGCCAGAGGCUUCCCUUCGUGCGUCUUGCAGGGUUGGAGGUGGGACCCAGGAUCCUGUUUGUGCUAGACAAGUGCUCUACCACUGAUCUAUACCCCAGCCCUCACUGUUUUUUAUGUUACUAAAAUGUUAUAAUGUACAAUCAGCUAAUGUCAGGAUGUAUUUCCAGAGCAGAAAGCACUUUUGCACAAAUUCCCCUUUACAGGAAGCUACUAGCAUCCAGCCUAACAUCUAUAAGUUUGUAGACAGUGAAGGUAGAUUUUCCCAUCACACUUAGUGCCAGGUUGUACACUCCAGAGUUAACACAGAGGGGACUGCACGGUGUGGUGCCUGUUAUAAUCAUGAUGUUCCUAGUUUCUUUACCUAAGUGGCAAACAUUAGAAAACACUGAAAAACACUGUAGUCACAUUAGCUUAGACUCAAUGUAAAGUAGGUGGUUCCUUUAACAAGGGGUUUGAUUUUGGUGAGGGAAUAUAACCUAUUAAAAUAUCGUAAUAAAAGGGUAGUUCUAGAAAAGCAAAUAUUUGCUUUUGUCUCUUGAGACUCCAACUCCAGCCUCUUACUGACUACUUAGAGCUAAUCAGCGGUGUAAACGUUACAGUAGCUGUCUGUGAGAUGAAUGUCGAGUGACCUUACCUACACUCUGUGAUGUUUGCACCUGUUUCAUAGAGGUCACCUGUAGCCACAUCCAGUAAAUAGACAAUGGUGAGGCAUGUUUCCUUCUGCACAUCUUUUAUAUACAAAGAAGUUGACUACACUCUAGUAUUGCUAUUGUUUUGAAGUACUUGAGAAAAGAUGGCCUUGUAUGCACCAGUCCCUUAAUAAACUAUUUUAUUCUUAUGCCUUUAAAAAAAAGACUCUCAUAAAUUACAGGUUACUAAGUGUGCCCAAACUCUAGUGUUUGGAUUUAAUCAUGCCAACUCUGAUCACAAAGGGACUGAGGGUUGUGGAAGAGUGAGCUGCCCGCAGCCACAGGAAGUCUGCAGGGAUUGGGCCCUACCUAGUGCUCCUUAUGUGGGGUCUGGGCGAGGCCUCGGGGGUGUCGACUUCUCAGUGACUCUGACUUACAUUCUCUCUCCAUUCAGAAACAACUAAAAAGGGCGCAGUGCCCAUACCUCACCUCUUAAACAUGCUGCGUCACAGCUUUUCCUAAGGCCUACCAGGAGCUUAGGAAGUCACUUGCCGACUUGGUUCUUCCGGAAGCCAUUUUGAUUAAUGUCAUUUACUUCCAAGAUACAGUCUCAAAUGUUGGAACUUUCCCCCUCUCUCUCUUCCUUGUAAUGACUGAGAAGUUGUCUGUCCUCCUCACUCUCUUGCCGCACCAAUACCUUUCUUGCUGAGUUUACUCUUUUCCUGUAUUUUCCCUCAAUUCAAA
Molecule: messenger RNA, 4019 nt
Organism: Apodemus sylvaticus (European woodmouse)
Lineage: Eukaryota; Metazoa; Chordata; Mammalia; Rodentia; Muridae
Gene: Lrp11
Product: LDL receptor related protein 11
Exons: 7
Coding region: 235-1686 (483 amino acids)
Molecular function (GO): protein binding
Source: RefSeq, a predicted model, not a curated record